Messenger RNA from Sarcophilus harrisii (Tasmanian devil), 2177 nucleotides. RefSeq names its product ubiquitin conjugating enzyme E2 D3 (gene UBE2D3). Gene Ontology annotation, cellular component: nucleus. The transcript is spliced from 8 exons. NCBI's taxonomy places the organism in Eukaryota, Metazoa, Chordata, Mammalia, Dasyuromorphia, Dasyuridae. The record is from RefSeq and is a predicted model, not a curated record. Gene Ontology annotation, molecular function: ubiquitin conjugating enzyme activity. Gene Ontology annotation, biological process: ubiquitin-dependent protein catabolic process; protein K11-linked ubiquitination. Bases 904 to 1347 code for a protein of 147 amino acids.
GGCACGCGCCCCGGGGAAUUCCACUUCCUUUCUAGGCCCUCCGCGUAAUCCUUCCGGCUACUUCCCGGCACGGGCUUCAUCCCGGUUACCCCACUAAACUCUCGCGAGAGUUAGGGUACGGGGCAGUGGAGGGGUUGAGAAGGAACCAAGAGUAUCCAUCACGAAAACGAUCCCUAAUCUCCCCCCACCCCGUAAAUGACAAGCCUCCAGUCAGCAACAAGAUUCUCGCGAGAUUCGUUUCUCCCACAACCAAACGAGAAGGGGCGUGGGGACCCUGUCGCUGCCGCCUUCACUACCUCCCCCCCAUGGUCUCCUUCCGGUUCUCGAUGCUUCUCUCAGCCUGAGUUUCCCCGCCUCCAGCUUGCUCUCCUCCCACCUCAGCUCAUGACCCGCCUCCGGCCCCCGCCCUGUCUGCCCGACCUCCGAUCCGUUUAGUAAGAAUUCCGCCUUUUGGGGUAGAGGAAGGGAGAGCACCCCCAACUGCGGCCCCCAGCCUAGGAAGAGUAGGAAGUGAACCAUUCCCCUCCGUCCUUCUCGUCCUCGUCCUGUCCUCGCGACGGCGGCGUUGGCGGACUGAUACGCGGCGGCGGUGAAGGGGCACGGCGGGGGAGGGGCGGAGCGUGGCAGCUGGCAGUAGUUCCGUCAGAGCGGACAUCUUGUGGCUGUGUCGUGCGCGUGAGCCCCGUAGGGCCGGGGAGGCACCAGCUGCCGCGCGGGGAGGAGGCCGAGGCCGCAGCUUGAGGGAGGCCCCGGCCCCUCUGCGCCUGUGUCGGGCGGAGCCGGUGUGAGAAGAGAGAUCCCCUCCCCCCAACCCCUCCCCGCCGCCCGGGAUAAUCAGAGUUUUUGGCCGGACCCUUCUGCCCACCGAGAGAGUGCGGAGUCAGGCGGAAAGAAGCACACACCAUGGCGCUGAAACGGAUUAAUAAGGAACUUAGCGAUUUGGCCCGUGACCCUCCAGCACAGUGUUCUGCAGGUCCAGUUGGGGAUGAUAUGUUUCAUUGGCAAGCCACAAUUAUGGGACCUAAUGACAGCCCAUAUCAAGGCGGUGUAUUCUUUUUGACAAUUCAUUUCCCUACAGACUACCCCUUCAAACCACCUAAGGUUGCAUUUACAACAAGAAUUUAUCAUCCAAACAUUAACAGUAAUGGCAGCAUUUGUCUCGAUAUUCUAAGAUCACAGUGGUCUCCUGCUUUAACUAUUUCUAAAGUUCUUUUAUCCAUUUGUUCACUGCUAUGUGAUCCAAACCCAGAUGACCCCUUAGUGCCAGAGAUUGCACGGAUCUAUAAAACAGACAGAGACAAGUACAACAGAAUAUCUCGAGAAUGGACUCAGAAGUAUGCCAUGUGAUGCUACCUUAAAGUCAGAAUAACCUGCAUUAUAGCUGGAAUAAACUUUAAAUUACUGUUCCUUUUUUGAUUUUCUUAUCCGGCUGCUCCCCUAUCAGACCUCAUCUUUUUUAAUUUUAUUUUUUGUUUACCUCCCUCCAUUCAUGCACAUGCUCGCCUGAGAAGACUUAAGUUCUUCCAGCUUUGGACAAUAACUGCUUUUAGAAACUGUAAAGUAGUUACAAGAGAACAAUUGCCCAAGAUUCAGAAUUUAAAAAAAAAAAAUGGAGCAUGUGUAUUAUGUGGCCAAUGUCUUCACUCUAACUUGGUUAUGAGACUAAACCCAUUCCUCACAGCUCUAACAGAUGCUGAAGAUAUCUUCUGAGGGGGAGGGAGAUGGAUGCUCAAUUGUCAUAACAAAGGAAGCAACUUUACUGUAGCAGCAUCCAUCUGGUUUAAGCCUUCCAUUGUUAGAGAUUUGAGGUUUCAUGAUAUACUUUAUGCUCAUAACUGAUGUGGUUGGAGAAUUGGUACUGAAUUUAUAGCAUCAGCAGAACAGAAAACGUGAUGUAUUUUAUGCAUGUCAAUAAAGGAAUGACCUGUUCUUGUUCUACAGAGAAUGGAAAUUGGAAGUCAAACACCCCUUGUAUUCCAAAAUAGGGUCUUGAACUUUUUGUAAUUUUCAUUUAAAUUUUGUUAGGAGGCUUGGAGCUAUUAGUUAAUCUAUCUUCCAAUACACUGUUUAAUAUAGCACUGAAUAAAUGAUGCAAGUUGUCAAUGGAUGAGUGAUCAACUAAUAGCUCUGCUAGUAAUUGAUUUAUUUUUCUUCAAUAAAGUUGCAUAAACCAAUGA